Molecule: messenger RNA, 630 nt
Organism: Aphanomyces invadans
Lineage: Eukaryota; Oomycota; Saprolegniomycetes; Saprolegniales; Verrucalvaceae
Exons: 3
Coding region: 1-630 (209 amino acids)
Source: RefSeq, a predicted model, not a curated record
AUGUGCCAGCUGCUUCGCCGACAAACGCAAUUGGGGCUCACGCUUGGCAAUACAGCACACGUCGUCAGCUGCUUUGCGGAUGAUACGCAGCUCAUCGCCCGAGAUCCCGUAGCGCACAUCACGCAACUCGAGCGCAUCGAAUCGUUCUGCGCAUUUUCUGGGUUCAAGCUCAACCGCAACGCCCGAGAUCCCGCAGCGCACAUCACGCAACUCGAGCUCAUCGAAUCGUUCUGCGCAUUUUCUGGGUUCAAGCUCAACCGCAACGCCCGAGAUCCCGCAGCGCACAUCACGCAACUCGAGCUCAUCGAAUCGUUCUGCGCAUUUUCUGGGUUCAAGCUCAACCGCAACAAGACAACAUUGCUCACCGCCCGCGAAAGCGCUAAGUAUCCUAGUGGCGCCGGGGAUGCUAUCGAUGUCGCGCUUCGAUCACGUGCUCGCCAAAUUCAUAAAUCGUACCAGUUGACUUGGCUCCUGCCCGACAAGCAUCAAGCGCCCCUCAUCGAUCGUCUCAUGCUUCAGUUCCUUCACGAUGAGCCAAACUCGUGGACGCGAACGAGGCAUCUGCGCCAAUUUAGCCAAGCUCUCGACUUAAUGGCCAAACGUCACGGUGGCCUCGGCCUCUCGCAUUAG